AUGAGCAGCACUUUCGUGACCCUGGCGGAGGUGCUGGAGGCCAGGGGGGGUCCUCUGGAGGAGGACGAGGUGUGGGCGCUGCUCCUAGCGACAGCAGAGUCCUUGCUGGAAAUCUCCUACACAGGCGGUAGCAGCAUGUGCAGUAUCAUCAGCCCCGGGUCCUUCCUGCUGUCGGGGAGCGGCAGCCUGGCGUUUAAGAACUGCACUCCGUCCGACGCCGUCGGCACCUUCAUCGCCCCGGAGACGCUCCAGGGUCGCCACGGCAACAGCAAACUGGCCACAGAGAAGAUGAUCAUUUACUCCCUGGGAAUGAGUCUGUACUGGUCGGCUGACUUUCACCUUCCUCAGAAUCAGCCGAUCCAGCUGAGUGACACCUUGAACUGCCUUCUACUGAGCAUGUGCGAAGAAAUGGCCUUCAAGAGGGUCAACCUCAACAGCAUUUUGGAAGUGUGCGAGAUGCACCACAAGAGAGCCCUCCUGCCCCCUCCCAGUAAAGUCAUCCAGCGCCUGGUGGAGGACGUCUUCCGCGACUCUGUGAGUGUGGAUUCCUUGUCUGAUGCAGUUCCACUGAGUGACAGGAGUGACAUGAUCAGAGAGAGGCUGCACGGUAAACGGGGACCAUACUCUGUUUUUAGCAACACUAACAUUCCGGGAGAAGGUUCCAGAUUGCCAUCGGAUUCAGAGAGCAAGCCAGGCCUACACCAGCAGGCAGCUUGGGCCCAGAAGAACAGCAGCUCUGUGUUUCACUCGUACCAGACCAACCCUGAGCGAAUUCCCCGGAGGCUUCACCACAGAGGGAGUGACAGCAGCUGGAUCUCGCGGAGCCCCCGCCUGGACGUCCCGCGACCGGCGGAGCCCAGACCCCCGUCCUCCACCAUGAGCGACUCCUUGAUCAGCCUCACCCAAAGGAGGACCAUGAGUCUGGGACCGGAGUUCACCAAGGUGAUGGAGGAGCCCCAUACGGUCUUGGAGCUUCCUGGAUCCAUUGUGUCAAAGAAAGGGAAGUCCUGCUCGUCCCAGCGGACCCUGAGCGUCAUCAUGCCGAACGGCCAGGGGAUCGUGGUCAAGUGUGACAUCAAGUCCAGGGGGAGGGACGUGUUCGACAUGGUGGUGGCCCACGCCAACUUGGUGGAGCACUUCUACUUUGGCCUUGCUUUCCUCGAUGAUAAUGAGUUUUUCUUCUUGGAACACGAAACUAAAAUCUCCAAAGUUGCGCCUGACUGUUGGAAGAAAUUUGCUGCUGCUAGUUUUGUUCUCUUUCUUCGAGUCAAGUUUUUCGUUGACGACAUUGGGUUCACUCUGCACAAACUGACACGGCACCAGUACUACUUGCAGCUGCGGAAGGAUAUCCUGGAGGAUCGGCUGCACUGCAACGAAGAGACGGGACUGCUGCUCGGAGCGCUGGCGUUACAAGCCGAGUAUGGGGACUACAUGCCUGAGGUUUAUGGGAAGAACUACUUCCAGCCGGAGCAGUACGUCUCCAAGGCUGUGCUGGGGAAGAUGGCCCUGCACUGUCUGAAGGAAGAGUUGCCAAGACAACACGCCAAUAAUGCCCAAAUGCUUCCGGAAGAAGCUGAGCUGGAGUUUUUAAAGGUUGCCCAACAGCUCCCAGAGUACGGAGUGCUGUUCUACCGUGUGGCUCGGGAGAAGAAGCCUGUCAUUGGAGAACUGGCUCUGGGAAUAUGUGCCAAAGGACUCAUAGUCUACGAAGUCAAAAAUAAUUCCCGGAUUGCGAGCCUCAGAUUCCAGUGGAAAGAAACGGACAGCAUUUCCGCAACCCGCCGGAAGUUCACCGUCGAAAGUAGCUGCAAUGGGAAAAAGCACACCUUCGUCACCGAGAGCUCAAAAAUCUCCCAGUACCUGCUCAACCUCUGCUCCUCCCAGCACAAGUUUCACAACGAGAUGAACUCCCGGAAGAUGAGCCAGAGUCUGGCCUCAGACGAGAACAUCUGGCGGUACGCGGACGCGUGCCGGUCGCAGCAGGAGCGCAUGAAGCGGCUGUCCUGCUCGGAGACGGUGCUCCCGCGGGCGGGGCUGAGCCUCCUGCCCUGCGACGGCCUCAGUAAGUCCUGCGAGGACCUGCCCGCCAAGCUGGAGCAGCGGAUCAGAGAGCAGCGCCUUCUCCACGACGCCGGGGAGCAGCGGCGCGACUGCAGUUCUCCAGAUCCUAUUCCUCGUGCCCUGUCCAACUGCUCCCUGCAGAAAAAUGACUCAGAAGCACACUCCAUCACCUCGUCCACCAUCAGAGUGGACACCCCAAGUAGAGUGACUCCAGAGAGAGAAAUUAUAUGUGUAUCCCUGAAGAAGGACCCCAAACUUGGCCUGGGCUUUAUAAUCGUUGGAGAAGACAACACAGGGAAGCUGGAUCUGGGGAUUUUUAUUGCGUCUAUUAUACCGGACGGGCCAGCCGAUAAAGAUGGGCGUAUCAGACCAGGUGGCCGGCUGAUCUCCCUCAACAAGACCAGCCUGGAAGGGGUGACGUUCAGCACCGCCGCCAACAUCCUGCAGAGCUGCCCAAACGAAGUGGAGCUCAUCGUGUCCCAGCCCAAACCGACGCUGCGGGACAGUAAGAGCUCUCUGACGCAGAGCAGCGUGGGGCUGAUGAUGGAGCACAGCUUCGACUCGCAGACCACCCUGUCGGCGGAGUACCGGCCCGCCGUGGAGGAGCUGGAGGAGGUGCUGUCGGGCAUCAUGACCCCCAAGUCCCUCCGGAGGCUCCACAUCCCGGUGGUGCGCAUCCUGGACGCGCAGGACGGCUGCUCCAGGUCCUCCUCCAUAUCCAGCCUGAGGCCGGCAGAGCUGCUGUUUGUGCAGCUGAAGAAGGAGAAUGGCAGCCUAGGAAUCAGUGUGACUGGGGGCAUCAACACCAGCGUGCGGUACGGUGGGAUUUACAUCAAGAGCCUGGUGCCAGGAGGAGCGGCAGAGCAGGACGGCCGAGUGCUGAUAGGUGACAGGCUGCUGGAGGUAGACGGGACUAACCUGCGUGGCGUGACCCACAAACAGGCCGUGGAGUGCCUGAAGAAGACAGGAGAGGUGGUGAACCUGGUCCUGGAGCGGGAGACCGUCUCAGUGCCCGACUCCGUCAGCAUCGGAAGCCCCAUCACCCCCCCCAGCCAGAGCCCCUCCCCCAUCAGGACACGCCGCCAGCUCACCGCCGUUCCCGUGGAAACGCCCCUGUCCGUCGCCAAGACCGCGGACUACAGCUUUGUGUCGGACGACAACACACAGGAAGUGACUUUGAAAAAGAACCUGAGUGGCCUGGGAUUCAGCUUCCUGAUCUCGGAGCUGGAUUCCCCGGAGGAGGCUGGGAACGGGAACGGGAAUGUUGUCCGGAUAAAGAAGCUAUUCCCGGGACAGCCGGCCAAAGAGAGCGGACUCAUCCAGCAGGGUGACGUCAUCCUGGCCGUCAACGGCGUUCCGCUGAAGGGGCUGUCCUAUCAGGGAGUGCUGCACCUCCUGAGGGGAGCUCCGGAGAGGGUCACCCUGUCGCUGUGCCGCCCCGAUCCGGGAACGCUGCCCGAAUUCGACGCCAACGCCAAGUCUCCCGUUCCCUCUCCUACAAGAGAGCUCAGGUCCAGGUCCAUGGAUCUGAAGCUGGGGGGCGUGAGGUCUGAGUCUAACAGGCAGCUGCUGCAGAGGGUCCACGAGCACACCUGUGCACAGGUGAGCUGCUCUGAGGACACCUGUAGACAGGUGACCAGCCCUGAGGACACCUGUAGACAGGUGAGCUGCCCUGAGAACACCUGUAGACAGGUGACCAGCCCUGAGAACACCUAUAGACAGGUGAGCUGCCCUGAGAACACCUGUAGACAGGUGACCAGCCCUGAGAACACCUGUAGACAGGUGAGCUGCCCUGAGAACACCUGUAGACAGGUGAGCUGCCCUGAGGACACCUGUAGACAGGUGAGCUGCCCAGAGAACACCUGUAGACAGGUGACCAGCCCUGAGAACACCUGGGCACAGGUGAACAGCCCUGAGAACACCUGUAGACAGGUGACCAGCCCUGAGAACACCUGUAGACAGGUGAGCUGCCCUGAGAACACCUGUAGACAGGUGACCAGCCCUGAGGACACCUGUAGACAGGUGAGCUGCCCUGAGAACACCUGUAGACAGGUGAGCUGCCCUGAGGACACCUGUAGACAGGUGACCAGCCCUGAGGACACCUGUAGACAGGUGAGCUGGCCUGAGGACACCUGUAGACAGGUGAGCAGCCCUGAGAACACCUGUAGACAGGUGAGCAGCCCUGAGAACACCUGUAGACAGGUGAACAGCUCUGAGGACACCUGUAGACAAGUGAGCAGCCCUGAGAUCCCCUGUAGACGGGUGAGCUGCCCUGAGAACACCUGUAGACAGGUGAGGUGGGCGGGGCCCCAAGUGAGGUGGACGGGACCCCAGGUGAGGCGGUCAAGCCCAGACGCGAUGACAGAGGCGGAGCUUCAGGCAGACCCCGCCCCCUCCCCCUGCUCCAGCACCAGCAGUGACCCCAGCGACCAGGAAACAGUGUGCGCUGACAACGACCUCUCCACGGCAACAGUUGCCAUGCUGAGGGAGGAGCUAAGCAACAACACCAACACCAAUCACACUGUCACGUCUGAAAGCCCAGUCAGGGAGGACAGCGUCGUGGUGAUGGGGAACGGGCUGACGAUCCUGGAGGAUGAGGAGUACCUGACCAUCACCUCGUCCUUGGAGGCCCUUCCCAGCCUCAGCCCGGGGGCCCCCGGGGCCCCCACCGCCGCGGCCCCGCCCUCCCCGCUGCCCCCCUCCGACUGCGAGCCCGUCCCCGAACCCUGUUACUAUAGCAACGACGUGUGGGAGGGGCCGGAGGAGGAAGAGGAGGAGGAGGAGGACCCGAGGAAGGACAUGAUGAAGGAGUUUGAGCUGAACGUGACCCUGACCAAGUCCUGGAGCGGCAGCUUUGGGUUCACCAUCGCGCGCAGCAAACUGGACGACUGCUACUACGUGCAGGAGGUCCUGGACAACCCCGCCAAGGCCGACGGCCGCUUGCGCGCGGGGGACCGGCUCAUCACGGUGAACGGGCACAGCGUGACGGACGUGACAGACGACGUGGCGAUGAUGAUCCUGCGCUGCUGCUCCAAGCGGCUGAACAUGGUGCUGGGCCGGGCCGUGCAGAACCUGCGGGCCCCACCUGCCCCCGACAGCCUGCCGGACAUCACCCUGUGCAAGACCGCCACCGGACAGAUGGGUAUAAGGCUGACCGGGGGCAUCGGCAGUAAGUGGCAGGGCAUUUAUGUUCUGGAGGUGGUGCCAGACUCCCCCGCCAGCGAAGAGGGCAGCAUUCAGCCCAGCGACAAGAUCCUCUACAUCUGCGGCAAGUGCACCAUGGGAAUGUCCCUGGAGGACGCGGUGAAGGCGUGCGAGGUCGCCCCGCGCAAGGUCAAGCUCAAGGCCACCAGAGAUGACCAGCCCGUGAUGUCGAAGGGCAAAUGGAACGGUUUGUUGGAGUGGAAGAAGGAGAUGCGGUUUUUCCCGCGGCUGGAGGAGCAGAGCGCGGCGGUGGAGGGUAGGGACUCUGUCAAAGCCACGCCCAAGGCAAGUGUGAAGUUCCGCCGGCGUCUCUCCAUGACCUCAGAGCCGGAGAGCUGCGUCCUGCAGGUGGAGUUCCAGAGGCGGGCUCAGGAGGGCCUGGGGUUCUCGCUGGCGGGGGGCGUGAGCGGCAGCGUGCUCAGGGUGAAGGAGAUCUGCGCCGGGAGCCUGGCCCAGCAGGACGGGAGGCUGCAGGAGGGGGACAUCCUGCUGGAGGUGAACGGGAUCAUUGUCUCUGGACUCAGUCACAGUAAGGUGGUGGAUAUUCUGCGUCACACUGAGGGCUCCGUGCAGCUCACGGUCAGCAGAGACAGCCCGCCGCAGGGCCACGCCCACAACCCAGACCACACCCACAACCCCGCCCCUGAGCCUGUGCUCACCACCAAUCAGGAUUCACCAGAGAUCACCAUAGAAACAGAAGCUCAAGAGCAUCUGGUGAAAUCACGGACGUCCUGGAGUGAAGAAAAGCAGGAAGAAUCGCCUGAGAGUUUAGACAAGGAAGGUCGAAACCUUACCCCCACACCCCAGACCUGCUGCCCUCCCCUGUGUGUCUCAGACAUGUUGCAGGACGCCUCUGAUAGAACCCAGCCCCAACACACACACCAAGACACAUCUGCCACGGAAAAGGUCAAAGGUCACUCUCACAGCUGGAGUAGCGAUGAUGAUGAUGAUGAUGAUGAUGAUGAUGAUGAAGACGGAGAUUCGUCUAAGCCCUCUGCUAGCGAGCCCACGCCUCUCUCAGGGCCCCCCAUAGUCUCAGAGGAGGAGCUGUCCAGCCUGCCGCUCAUACGCCCCUCCAGCACUGGCCGAUACUCGGGGUCAAGGGUCAAAGCGCUCAUUCAGAUCCUGCAGCACCAGCUGGACCAGCAGGAGCUGGUGAAGGAAUUCAUGGCACUGGAACAUUUGAAACCCUCCGACAACUGCCUGGUUGGCAAAGCACCGGAAAACCGGGAGAAGAAUCGAUACCGGGAUAUCCUGCCCUACGACGGCACGCGGGUCCUGGUGGGCCCGGCCCGGGAGUACAUCAACGCCAGCCACGUCCGGAUGCGGGUGGGCCCGGACGAGUUCCGCUACAUCUCGGCCCAGGGCCCGCUGCCCGGCACGCUGGACUGCUUCUGGCAGAUGGUGUGGGAGAGCCGCGCCGACCUCGUCGCCAUGAUGACCCGGGAGGUGGAGCGCGGCCGCGUCAAGUGCCACCGGUACUGGCCCGAGAGCGCCCGCGCGCCCCUGGAGACCCAGCGCUACCGGCUGCUGCUGGACAACGCCCAGACCCAGGGCUACUUCCACGUCAAGGUCAUCAGGGUGGUGGAGAAGCAGAGCGGAGAGGAGCGCGUGGUGAAGCACCUGAAGUUCACGCGGUGGCCGGACCACGGCACCCCGCCCAGCUCGGCACAGCUGCUGCGCUUCCUGCACUGCAUGCGGGCGGCGCACGCCCAGGGGCCCCUCAUCGUGCACUGCAGCGCCGGCAUCGGCCGCACCGGCGUCCUCAUCUGCACCGACGUCAUCCUGGGGCUGAUCGAGAGGGACCUGAGCAUCAACGUGAGCGAUAUCGUGAAGGAGAUGAGAUCGCAGCGAUAUGGAAUGGUGCAGACAAAGGAACAGUACCUCUUCUGUUACAAAGUCUGGCUGGACGCUCUGCAGAGCAUCCUGCUCCGGCACGGUAACCGCUGGCAACCGGAAAAACCCCUGUGACUCCCAGCCAAUCCCUGUGAACCACGACUAUUUUCCACAACACUGGUCCCCACUUCCCAAGGAAGAGAUUAUAUCUAUAUAUUUCUAGGCAUAUAUCUAUUUGUAUAUGUUUUUUUUUCUUGUUUUGUUUUUUUUUCGUGUGUGUGAUAUUUCAAUGCUCUGACUACAGCUGAAGUGUGCGGUUUGAUAUUGAGGUAAGCGUAACUAUGCAGUCGUAGCUGUGUUGGUGUCCGCUGUACGGCCGCCCGGUUGUAAAUCUGAAACAGCGAGCAGAUGUUUGGUGCGUAGCGUUGGCCGCGUGCAGAUUUAUGUGCUGCUGUUCAGUUCAGCGUUUGAACCAGGCCGCUGAUUUCAGGGCCUUCUGGGACGUGUAGUCAUCCCACCUUGAACGUUUAGUUGGAAGGAAAUGUAGAAUAAUUUGAAUUUGAACUGCUAAUACUUUUUCCGUUUGUGUUUAAUUCCUCUGAAUUUAAAUGUAGACUGUUUUUUUUUUUUUUUUUACCUUUUCAUUCUCAGCAAUAAUUUGAAAUAUUUUGUAUUUCUUUUUUUGGAUCUAUGUGUCAUUGUGCAGUUUUGUGUUAGGUAAUAGUAAUUAAGAAAACGCAAUUAAGACUUCAUAUAAAAAUGAAGAAACAAGUGAUAAUCAGGGGAAUUAAGUGCUUUUGCAUUCACAUGAAGACUGUUAGCAGGUUUGGUUUUCUUAAAAGGGAAAGGUUUUUUUUUGGUUGGUUUUAUUUGUUGUUUGUUUUGCAGCAACACAUCUGUUCGCUCUCCACGGAUGCUGACUGUAGGUUGUAUGUAUGACAGCCAUCACAAGGAGGAAGAAUAAUGUGCCUUAGAACCGACCAAACUCGGUGGACCUUUUUGGGCAAGUUGCCAUAGCAAUAGCGUUAAAGGCAUUCAUACAGCAGUGAACUAUAGGAGCGUCAUCAAGCCACUGAAACACGUUUCCCCACAGUGUGACGGCUAAGUCUCGCGAAUGUGUGCAUUUAUUACGGUUUUGUGAGCUUGUCAGUCGAGACCUACUCAAACAUUUGCAGCUUCACCUUUGCAUUGUGACAAUAAUGCAGAUAAGUGGAAAAAACUUUGAACUGGCUCAGAUAUUUAUUUGAAAUGUCAACUGUUCAGACGCUGGUAAAAUCAUCAACCGGGCCUGCAGAACCCUGAGAAAUGUCAAUGAAACAAAAACGUACCCUAUAUAAUGAUAUGAAAAGGAUUAAUUUCAGAAUAUUUCUUUUGCAAUCAUUGUUACUGAACCACUACUGGGUGGCCUGUCCUGUUAAGGUACUGUUCUACAGCAGGAAUGAGCCCCGUGGUCUGGUGUGAAUUUCGGACCGUGCCAGUUCCCACUGUGGUCGGCUGCCCCUUUACAGUUACUUCCCUCUGGUGGGAGAGUUUCGGUCUGGUGGGACAACAGGGAUCCAUUACUCAUCAGCGACCCCUACUGGUCACUGGUCAUUCUAGCUGCAAUUCUGUCAGUGGAGCUGCACAUGAAGCGUCUUCCUCCAACUCAUGUCUCUGUGAGCCUGACUUUUAAUAAGAGGUCAGGGAUUCCUGUCACUUCAAUAUGCAAUAUGCCUCCCCCCCACCUAAAGAAUAAUCAGCUGUUUCUUGUAGUGUCUUGCUCACAUGCAGACACUGCUGUCUAUGUUGCUGCUACAACCCAGAAGCCUGACAAUACAGUAAUCCUUCAGCGAACAUGAAUUGUUGAGGGAGAGAUGUUAAUAUUGAUAUUUUUAUAUAUAUCGUUGUCAGCUGUUCCUAAUAUACUGCUUCUUCACCGACAUUUUGCGUUGAUGUUAGCAGUCAUGGGGCCUGACUGUGUACAACGUAAUUCUUCUGAACUGCAUCUUCACAAAGGAUGAACAAUUGCCUUCUCUACUAUGCUAUCAGAUCAACCGUAUUAUCAAGAGCGUGUGGAUAUUCUGUCCUUCGUUCAUACCCUGUGAAUAUAACAGAUUCAUUAUUAAACUGACCGAUUCUAA
Messenger RNA from Conger conger (European conger), 9221 nucleotides. RefSeq names its product protein tyrosine phosphatase non-receptor type 20 (gene ptpn20). Gene Ontology annotation, molecular function: protein binding; protein tyrosine phosphatase activity. The record is from RefSeq and is a predicted model, not a curated record. Gene Ontology annotation, cellular component: cytoskeleton. Lineage: Eukaryota; Metazoa; Chordata; Actinopteri; Anguilliformes; Congridae. Gene Ontology annotation, biological process: protein dephosphorylation. The transcript is spliced from 46 exons. The coding region runs from base 1 to 7236 and encodes 2411 amino acids.